UCUUGUUCAUCCCUUGUAGCUGCUGAUCUCCUGUUUCAUCAACCUUCUCUCCAGUCAUCAUCAAUUCUCUGGUAAAACACUUGGCUUUCUCUUUUCUCUCAUUCACAUUAAUUAUAAUCUUGCUUGCAGAAUGAUAUGAAAUGUCAGUCAAAUAGUACUAAACUUGAAGGAGAAAACUAAACUUGAAAAGAUCAGCUUCUUAUUGAUCAGGGCAUGGAUAACAGCAUGCAAGAGAGACUGCUAAGCACUGCAGCGGAGGAAAAAAGUGACUUGAAGGGAAGGAUUUGGGAAGAAUCUAAGAAAAUAUGGAGGGUUGCAUUGCCAGGUGUUAUUGCAAGGGUGGCUUCAUUUGGAACGAUAGUCGUGACUCAGUCGUUUGUUGGACAUAUAAGCUCACUGGAUCUUGCUGCAUACGCCCUCGUUCAGACCAUAAGUGAGCGUUUCGUGGAUGGAAUAGUGAUUGGAAUGUCGAGUGCAACGGAAACUCUCUGUGGCCAAGCCUAUGGAGCAAAACAGUACCACAUGAUGGGUAUUUUCCUGCAACGAUCAUGGUUGGUUGAUCUAGCCACAGUAACAGUCUUACUUCCCAUUUUCAUCUUUGGAACACCGAUCUUUGAUCUACUCGGGGAGAAACACGACAUCGCUGAAUCCGCAGGACGCGUUUCUCUGUGGUUCAUUCUAUAUGUCUACAGUAUUGCUUUCUCCAUGACAAUCCAAAUGUAUCUGCAAGCACAGCAGAAAAACAUGGUCAUCGCGUGGCUAUCAGCUAUGCAGUUUAUCGUCCACAUUCCCUUGUCUUGGCUUUUUGUCUAUAUUCUGGGUUGGGGGACUAAUGGAGCAAUGGCUGCACUAUCCAUAUCUUCAUGGCUUUUGGUUUGUGGAGAGUUUGUGUACAUUUUCGGGGGUUGGUGCACUGACUCAUGGAAAGGCUUCUCUUUUGCCGCCUUCAAGGACAUAUUUCCUGUAGUGAAACUCUCAAUAUCGUCUGGUCUUAUGGUCUGCUUGGAGUUAUGGUACUAUGCCAUUCUGGUCUUACUGGCUGGAUACAUGAAAAAUGCAGAGGCUUCCAUAUCCGCCUUCUCUAUAUGCCUCAAUGUCCUUGCUUGGAUAUUCAUGAUCAUUAUUGGCAUCAUGGGGUCUGCAACGGUACGAGUAGCAAAUGAGCUAGGCAAAGGAGAUGCUAAGGCUACAAAGUUCUCAAUCAAAGUACUAAUAAGCACAUCAGUUAUGAUAGGGCUGUUGUUCUGGAUUCUUUGCUUGGUAUUUGGGAACAAACUUGGAUACUUGUUCACGAACGAAGAGGAAGUGGCGCAGACCGUGUCGGACCUCUCUCUUCUCCUCGCUUUCUCAGUUUUGCUCAGCAGCAUAUACCCUGUGCUCUCAGGCGUGGCGGUGGGAGCAGGGCUGCAGACGAAAGCCGCGAUUAUUAACCUUGUAUGCUUCUAUGUAAUUGGACUACCAAUUGGAGCAGUUCUUGGAUAUGUAUUUCAACUUCAAGUGAAGGGAAUAUGGCUAGGAAUGAUCAGUGGAGUUGUUGCUGAAACACUUGCACUUAGCUUCAUGAUAUGGAGAACAAACUGGGAUGAAGAGGUAUCGAUAACUUUAGCACGACUCAAACGAUGGUACCUGGAAUCCUCAAAGGACAAUAAGACUAGUCCCAUUCAUUCUUGACUUGAAAUAACAUCGCCUUUUGCAUCUGUGAAUGUGAGGGUUAUUGAGUGAUUGGAAAUGCAUUGCGAACAACUUAGCAGGAAAAAAAAAAAAGAAUUGAAUAAGCUAAGAUUAAAUACUUGCACAUUGUUGUUGGAUGGUGGUUGGCUAGUUGCAGCUCUUUGUUCAGGUUGUGGACGCAUCUAAAUCAGUACUAUUUGAUUAAGUUACAGGUGGAAUAUUAUGAAUGAAACCAAAGGAAAAGUACUAUACAUCUACUUACGUGAAAUGGUGAAUUGAAUUUUGUAGACCUUGGUGGCAUAGAAGUUGGCCUUUGCAUUGAUAUUGUAGGUUGAGUAAAGGAUGUCCUUCUUAAACUUUGAAAAACUCCUUGCAUCUAUAUGAUAUGAUAAUUGAUGUUGUAGGUUGAGUAAAUGAUGGCUUUUCAUAUGUUUUUCAAGAUAUGAUAAUUGUAACAAAUCUAU
Sesamum indicum (sesame) is the source of this 2135-nucleotide messenger RNA. Lineage: Eukaryota; Viridiplantae; Streptophyta; Magnoliopsida; Lamiales; Pedaliaceae. The record is from RefSeq and is a predicted model, not a curated record.